This is a messenger RNA of Copidosoma floridanum, 1626 nucleotides long. RefSeq names its product regulator of chromosome condensation. Gene Ontology annotation, molecular function: guanyl-nucleotide exchange factor activity. Gene Ontology annotation, cellular component: cytoplasm. NCBI's taxonomy places the organism in Eukaryota, Metazoa, Arthropoda, Insecta, Hymenoptera, Encyrtidae. The record is from RefSeq and is a predicted model, not a curated record.
AUGAUUAUUAGUGGAACUUGUGAUCUUCCAGCUAAAGCUUUAUUUAUGAAUAUUCAGCAAUACAAUGGAAGAAACGACUGUCCUAAUUGUGAAAUCGAAACAAAAAGAAUCGAUAAUCACCAAAUGUACCCGUUUCUCGAUCGUGGCAGUAUAAGGACAACAGAAAAAACAAAAACUUAUGCUAAACAAGCUAUUGAAACGAAUACUCCUUUUCUUGGUGUAAAGGGCUUUUCUCCAUUAAGUUUAAAUUUACCAAUUUUAAAAGAUAUCAUGGACAAAAGAUAUUUUGAGCAUCACAAACUCUUAGUUCAUGCACUAACUCUUUUAAAUUUUUUAAGCACUGAUGACGAAAUGAUUGAGUUAUCGAGGCGUUUAUUGUUCGAGUAUGUAAAAAGGUAUGAAGUUUUAUAUGGCAAAAAGUAUAUGGUUUAUCCAGUAGCUAAAGCGAUCCGCCGACAAGAGAGCACCAGUGGUGCUACCCUUACAUGUGGUCAAAGGGACACUGGCCAGCUGGGACUAGGAGAGGAAGUUCUAGAAAAAACAAGAUUCACGGAAGUCUCGAAAUUAAAAGAUGUUAUUUCCGUGGCUGGUGGAGGAAUGCACAACAUAAUCCUCACCAAUGAUAGUUGCGUUGCAACCUUUGGUUGUAACGACGAGGGGGAAUUAGGAAGAGACAUUACAGAGUGUGGAGAAGCUACCCCGGGAUUUGUAGAGUUGCCUGCGCGGGCUAUACAAGUAACCGCAGGUGAUUCACACAGUGCCGCUCUCCUUGAAGAUGGGAGGGUUGAUUGUUGGGGAGCAUUUCGGGAUUCACAUGGAACUUUGGGGUUGAUCACUAGAAAAAAAGAAGAUACUCCAAUUGAAAUACUUCCAAACAUAAAAUUUUUGAAAAUAGCAUCUGGAUCAGACCAUAUCGUGCUCCUGAAUAACACUGGGACAGUGUUCACACUUGGAUGUGCUGAGCAGGGCCAGCUCGGCAGAGUUUCAGUAAGAAAAUUGGACCGACACAGUAGACGGGGAAAGUACCAACUCCUCACCCCAGAGCAAGUCUACUUCAACAUAAAAAAAAAUAUCAUUAUUAGAAAUAUUUGGGCUGGUAGCUUUUAUACGUUCACCAAAGCAGGAAAUAGUGACCUGUAUGUUAGCGAACUGAACAAUUAUAACCAGAUCGGUCUUAAAGGAUGUGAUAAAACCUUACAUCCGAAGGUUUCACACACAUUCAGCAGACACAGAUGGAUGCAAAUUAGCUCAGGUCAGCAUCACACAGUUGCUGUGAACGAUCAAGGACAAGUUUAUACAAUCGGGCGUAAGGAAUACGGAAGAUUAGGCCUUGGAAGCCUAUGCGAGGAUGCUCAGGAGCUGAUUCCAGUGCCCAAGCUGGAAAACUUAAAGUGUAUUGACGUGGCAGCUGGUACUGCACAGUCGUUUGCCGUCACAAAUACUGGAACACUCUAUGCCUGGGGCAUGGGCUCGGAAGGUCAGUUGGGAACUGGUAAAGAGGAAGAUAUAUACGAGCCUGAAUUAAUCAAUUCAAAACACGUCAAAGAUGCAAUCGUCCUCCAGGUAUCUGGAGGAGGGCAGCACACGAUAAUUUUAGUAAAAAAACCACAUUCUUCGUUAAUAUAA